AUGGCUUCUGCUCGCAGAUCAGGCCGCCUUAAGGGCCCAAGGGCAGUCUAUACAAAUGAUCCAUUCGAGUCGGCCGGUAUUACCGAUGAGUCUGACUCUGAGGAGCAGCGGAAAUCUGCAACUCGAAAGGGAAAGCGGCGGCGCGGUGAUGAUUCCGCGUCAGAUGACGAAUUCGUCGCUGGAGAAGUGAACGAUGAGGAAGAAGAGGAAGAGGAAGACGAGGAUGCGGCAGAUGAUGGGAAUAAAAAUGGAGCCUAUAAUCCUGAUGAUAUGGACGAAAUGGACAUGGACGAACGCGUAGCCACCCCCAUGACUCCAAGAACUCCUGGCGGAAGAUCUCGACUGAACAGAGUGCAAAGCCAGCAGAAACUCCUUGAGAGCAGUGGAGCUACCACUCGAAGCACUAAGGCUCCUACGAAUGAGACGCGUGUUCGUGGAUGUGUCGAUCCUAGAGAGAACGUGUCGAAGCCUAUGCAUUACAUUUCGACCUUUGGUGACGAUGACAGAGACCUCCUCGCUGUUAUUUUCACGCGUGAUCGUUGGGCUCGAGGCGUGGAUACCUGUCUUCCCACUCGCCAUACUCUGGAAAUCCAAUCAACAGCUAAUGAUUAUGAGUACGGGCCAACUUGGGGCGUCGCUCCAGAGGAAAUAGAGAAAGAACGAACCUCGGGCUGGGACUGGUAUUACGACAAAGUCAUUGGAGCGGAGCUGCGAAAAGCCCAGUCAAUUGGACCACAACUGAAGGAAAUGGAUGCGCGUCGGAAAUAUCUACCAAAGGCGAAGAAAGGAAAACACACUAUUCUCAUGGGGCCUGUCGAUGACCAAAAAGUUUUUCACCUGGGCCACCACGAGUCUCUCAACUUUGACCAGGCCUGGGGAGAUACCAAAGCCCAGAAGAGCGACCGGGCCAGUACCAAAGUCCGCGAGGGCUGGCUGAUCAGCUUUGGGCAAAAGAUUCAAUGUUUGGCGUGGGCUCCUAACCAGGAUGGAAUCUCCCAAUAUCUGGCCGUUGUCACUCUAAUCACGCCCGAACAGAAGGAGAAACACACUUCUCACGGGAGUGAACCUUUCUCGCCAUUCCGACCAGCACCCUCUUACCCCUGUGCUCUGCAGCUGUGGGAAUUCAAGGGAAAACAGGCGGGCCUUGUAACCCGCACGCUUGACAUGGAGACCAAGCCACUGCUUCGGCUGGUCCUUUGCACUGACUGGGGCGAUAUUCGCCGCAUAGCCUGGUGUCCCAUGGCCCGAGAAAAGCGAGAAGAGGACGACCAAAACGGUAUAAAAACCAUUGGUCUACUGGCUGGGAUAUGGGGUGACGGAAAGAUCAGGGUCUUGGACGUCAAGUUAGAUCCUGGCAAGAAGACAGAGUUUGUUAAGUUCCAGUCGCCUGUCUUCGAAGCCAAAUCGCCGUCCAAUGUCUCCUCAUGUUUAACAUGGCUCUCGCCCACUGACAUUGCCGUGGGAUGCUCUGAUGGGUUCGUGGCAAUUUGGAGUAUCUUGCCCACGUCCGACAUGGAACCCAUCCCGUAUUUCUACAAGCCCAUCCAUACGUCCUAUGUGCUCAGCAUCACAUCAGCAUAUCCGACCAACUCACAUCUUAUUGCCACCACGUCUAUUGACGGUGAAACAAGGCUCUGGUCCAUGAUCAACCCCGAGAGUGAGAACACGGCUCCCGUGCGCCAGCGGCAGGCUCCUGGCCAUCUUAGCUAUUCUCCUAUCCUUCAGUCGGUAUACUCAUACGAUGAGAACGAUUUUGGUCGGCUGAUGCCAAUUCACAAAUUUUUUGCGACUCAAUCAGCAGGCAGGAUGCCUAGCGCAGUGAUCAGCCUUGCGCCGUGUAGCUUCUUCCACCCGUCUCUCCUAUUUGGCACAGCGGGCGGCGAAGUGGUGGCGACCAAUCCAUUCCGUCGACUUCUCUACAGCAAGGAGCAGCAUUGGCAGCAGACCUGGUUUUCCCACGACUGGGCCCCUGGUCUUGAGAAAGACAGCUCAGGCGCCAGCCGAUUCUAUGAAGCAUACCGGGCGGAAACUCAGAGUCUGGCCCGAAAUUUGUCAGGCGACAAGCGUCCUCAACUCGGCUCCUCUCUCACCACCGUCCACGAUGAACGAACCCACGUCACCGCGCUGGGGUGGAAUCCAAACCGCCCAACUGCAGGCUGGGCUUGUGCUGGAAUGGGCUGUGGCCUGUUGCGAGUGGAAGAUCUUGCUAUCUAA
Messenger RNA from Penicillium daleae, 2214 nucleotides. RefSeq names its product transcription factor TFIIIC subunit TFC6. Gene Ontology annotation, biological process: transcription by RNA polymerase III. Gene Ontology annotation, molecular function: protein binding. The record is from RefSeq and is a predicted model, not a curated record. Gene Ontology annotation, cellular component: transcription factor TFIIIC complex. The transcript has 2 exons. Lineage: Eukaryota; Fungi; Ascomycota; Eurotiomycetes; Eurotiales; Aspergillaceae. The coding region runs from base 1 to 2214 and encodes 737 amino acids.